Eimeria acervulina is the source of this 3156-nucleotide messenger RNA. RefSeq names its product kinesin motor domain cointaining protein, putative. NCBI's taxonomy places the organism in Eukaryota, Apicomplexa, Conoidasida, Eucoccidiorida, Eimeriidae. Gene Ontology annotation, biological process: microtubule-based movement; mitotic spindle organization. Bases 1 to 3156 code for a protein of 1051 amino acids. The transcript is spliced from 9 exons. The record is from RefSeq and is a predicted model, not a curated record. Gene Ontology annotation, molecular function: microtubule binding; ATP binding; microtubule motor activity.
AUGAACGCAACCAGCAGCAGGGCUCAUACGGUGAUAUCGAUAGAGCUUAUUCAGCUAACUUCUUUUGAAGGGCAGCAAGGAAGGAAGCAGAGUGUUAUUCAUUUAGUAGAUUUAGCAGGGUCUGAAAAGAUAUCAAAGACAGGCGCAGGAGGAGACAGAUUAAAAGAAGGUUGUGCAAUUAAUAAGUCUCUUUCUGCUCUAGGGAACGUUAUUAAUGCUCUUGCUGAAAGAGAGAAUAAAGCUGCUGCUGCUGCUGCAGCAGGAGGUGCUGCUGCUGCUGCUGCUGGUGGUGCUGCAGCAGCAGCAGUUAUUCCUUAUAGAGACAGCAAACUUACAAGACUGCUGCAAAAUGCUCUAGGGGGCAGCAGCAAGACCAUCAUGAUAUGUGCACUGUCUCCUUCUAAUGAUAAUUAUGAAGAGACUCUCAGCACUCUACGUUACGCAGAAAGAGCAAAGAAAAUUAAGAACAAUGCAGUUGUUAAUGAAGACCCCACAGACAAACUUAUCAGACAACUCAAAGAAGAAAAUGCGAAACUCAAAGCCCUCCUUGAAGGAAAGGGUUUAGGAGACAGCCCUCGAGGGGGUUUGUCUCUUGAAGAGACAGAAGCGCUGCAACGAGCUCAUGAAGAAGAAAUAAAUGUAAUGGAGGAGGCAAUGAAAGACUUGCAGCGGUCUUGGGAAGAAAAAUUAGAAAAAGCAAAAGCACAAAUGCACACUGAAUUCGCAGCUCCGGACUGGAACUGCGUGGCGCAUAUAACAUUACUGAAUGAAGACCCUCUUCUUUCUGCAUCUUUAUCUUUUAAGCUUCCGGCAGCCCCUGAAAAGUUGAGAGUGGGUAGAAGAGAAGGAAGCAGUUGUCCUGAUGUCUGUCUCUCUGGAUCGGGUUUAAGCGUUAAUCACUGCUACCUGCAGCUGCAGCAGCAGCAGCAGCAGCAGGAGCAGGAAGGGGAAGCAGCAGCAGCAACAGCAGCAGCAGCAGUAUUAGUGGUUGAAGACGGAGCAGCAAACACUUUUGUAAACGGAAAGGAGACAGAUAAAGGGCAGCAGAUAACUCUAAACAGCGGAGACAGAAUUUUAAUCGGUCAGAAUUAUAUUUUUCUUGUAUUCUUACCGACUGAAGGAGGCUAUUCAAGGAGCAGCCUCUUACAGCACUUUACCUUUGAACGCUGCCUGCAAGAAGCUACGUUGCUGCAGCAGGAGACAGUCGAAGGGCUUGCACAGACGCAGCAGCAAAUUGAAAAGGAGACACUCAGACGCUCGCAGUACAAACAAAAACUUCAAGAGGCGCAGCUAGCCAUACAAAAACAAAAGGAGGAGUACGAGGCGAAGCUGCAGGAGCUGCAGCAGAAGGCUGACGAAGGGCAGCUAGCGUUAGCAAAGGAAGCGUUUGUAGAGGAGCAAAGAAAGCUUGAAGAGAAGAAGAGAGACAUUGAAAUAGAAGAGUUAAAAAGGAGACAAGAAGAAGGAGACUUAUUGCUGCUUAAUGAGCAAAUGACGCAAGUAUUGCCUUUGAUUCGGGAGGCGAAUGUAAUAGCCGAGGAGUUAGGGCUUUGUUAUUCGUUGCAACCAAAGUUGUUGCUGGAGUGCUUGCGUCCGGCUGAGAAUCCGUACUGGGAUCCGUUCCCUUCUCGGCGUUUGUUAGGCAGCUGCGAAUUAUAUUUAAAACCCUUAGCCUGUCAGGUAGAGAAUGCAGCUAAAAUAGAGGUUGGGGUUUACCCUGUGACAGCAGAAGGAAAAGAGUUAGCAGACGAAGACAUCAAGGAGACGCCUCAAGAGCUGAUAGGCAGCAACAUGUACUACCAAGUAAAGGUUGGGCGUUUGUGGGGUGCUGCUGCUGAAGCAGCAGAAGGUGUCUCCGUUUGCUUCACCCCUUAUUUGUCUCCUCGGCCGCACUUCACUGGUGCAGCAGAUAGCCAGCAGCAAGGAGACAGCAGCUGGUUGCUGCAGUUUGAUUACUGCGAGCUGCUGCAGCAGCAGCCUGUAACUGAAGCCUUUAUAAAUUAUUUAUUAACUCAGACUAUUCGCUUUGAAGUCUGGGGUAAAAAUACAAAAACAAUCAACAAACUUUACGAGCAAAACAAACAACAUUACUCUUAUUCAUAUAAUGGAUAUGAUGCCUUUGGGGUUGAUGAUGCUUCCUUCAAUGUGCUGCAGCAGCUGCCAGGCAUGCAGCCUCCUGCUGCUGCAGCUGCUGCUGCAGCUGCUGCUGAUGCUGCUGCUGCUGCAGCAGCAGCAGCAGCAGUAAAAGCUGUGGAGACACUUGAAAAUGCUGUGGGGAGAGACCCCAACUCAGGCAAAUAUAUCUACAACGGCUAUUCUAAACCAACACAAGACACCCAGCAGCAGCAGCAGCAGCAGCAGCAGCAAGAGGGGGAAGAGACGGCGAAGACGUCUAAUGAGAAGGAUCAGUCUGCUGCAACAGCAGCAGCAGCAGCAGCAGCAGCAAAGAAAGAAGGAAAAGAUAAAAAGCAAGACAGCAAUGCAGAGAGACAAAAAAGCACUAGCACUCUCGGCAUAAGAAGAAGGUCUCGCGGGAGAACAGCAGCAGCAGAAGAGCAAACACAAAAACAAAAAGAAAAAAAAGAUAUGCAACGCACAUCAACUGCUGCUGCUGCUGCUGCUGCUCCUGCUGCUGUUGCAGGGGAGCAGCAGCAAAAACCCAAAGAGCAGCAGCAAAAAGCUGCUUCACUGAAAAAGGAAGAACAGAAGAAUGCUUCUGCGCAGCAGCAGCAGCAGCAACAGCAGCAGCAGCAACCUGCUGAUAAGGAGAAACAACCUGCAGCAGAAGCAAAACCUCAACAGGAAAAAGACUCUCAGCAACAGCAGCAGCAGAAGCAGCAGCAGCAGGAACAGCAAAAGCAGCAGGAGCAGCAAAAGCAGCAGCAGCAGCAAAAGAAGGAGACACAGGAGCAAGGACAGCAGAAGACACCGGAGCCACAACCGCAGAAAGAACAGCACAAAAGCGAGCAGCAGCAGCAACAGCAGCAGCAGCAACAGCAACAGCAGCAACAGCAGCAACAGCAGCAGCAACAGCAGCAACAGCAGCAACAGCAACAGCAGCAGCAGCAACAGCAACAGCCCCACAAUGAGGAGCAAGAGCAGCGCAAAUCUCAUCUGUUUAGACACGCUCAAAAUGCCUGCUGCGUAAUCCAAUAA